Molecule: messenger RNA, 1151 nt
Organism: Phaeodactylum tricornutum CCAP 1055/1
Lineage: Eukaryota; Bacillariophyta; Bacillariophyceae; Surirellales; Neidiaceae
Exons: 2
Coding region: 214-1146 (310 amino acids)
Source: RefSeq, a predicted model, not a curated record
UCAAUGUAGUUCCGAAUGCAUGAUGCAUGCACGCUUGAAUCCAGUCGCACGGACGGAAUACCAUGUGUCAUCUACAAAACUGCAAACGCACUGCUAACAAGAACAUGUCAGCUAAUCUUUACUCUUGUCUACCCGCAAGAUACGUUCGCAAUUCCGUUUUAACGAUCCCCGUCAACACAAAGUUUGCCAAUCUGUACAAGUAUACCCUUUUUGAUGGAGCUGAACAAUUCCGCUACAACGACGGCGACCUACUCACAGAUUGAUCUGGAAGAUAAGGAGCAAGCGGUUCCCCAAGCCCACGCCGUCGCCGUUCUGGGAGUUCCUCACGUCAAGGCUGUACCGAAAGUUGAAGUCGUGGCACCCGCAGACCUCGCCGGGGGGUACCAGUUCACAGUCGACUUGAAUGGACGUGUUCUUCUCGUCUCAGUGCCGGAUGGCGGAGUCUCGCAAGGCCAAAGCUUCCAGGCGACUGUCGUCAGCGAGGUGGAUCAUGACCGUGAUGGCCCUCAUGAAAGUGGGCGCCAGGCGUCGGGUGACGUUCCAGUGGGGGGCUGGCGCGACGGCCUUUGUGAUUGCUGCUCGCACGGUUGCUGCCACCCCACGUGCUGCCUUUCGUUCUGGUGUCCCUCAAUUGCUCUGGGACAGGUCAUGACACGCAGCGGACUCAAUUGGUUGGGUGACCCAUUGGAAAACAGUGGUCACAAAACUCCUCCAGCACACAGUACGGGAUGGUCGGCCUUUAAGAUUCUCCUGGUCUUGACGAUUGCCAUGGUUGCGUUGAACCAGUUUCUGGUGAUCAUUAUCGCGGGAGCACGCCCCAACUACUACGGCAACGACCCUAGCCAGCCGGUGCCCUCACCGGAAACCCCGAUCUGGAUAAUCGUAACGGACUCGCUUCGUCAGGUCUUGAUGGGCCUCUUAGGUCUCUACUUUUUGGUAGUCACCAUCAAAACGCGUGGACUUUUGCGUCGGCGCCACGCGGUUCCGGGCGAAUGCGGCCACGAUGGCGUCGAUGACUGCUGUCUCAGCUUCUGGUGCCGCUGCUGUGUCGUGGCCCAGAUGCUCCGCCAUACGGCCGAUUACAGCCACCAAAAGGCAGCCUGCUGCACCGAAACUGGCUUGGCACACGAUCAACACAUUGUGUAAGGGGG